AUGAGCCACCACCACGCCGUGGCAGCCCACAUCCACGUCGGGACCCCUAGGGGGAGCCCCGCGCCGCCGUACCGACCUGCACCACUGGAAGAGGCCGGCCCAGCAGCAGACGCCGCCGGCCACCCCACCAUGGCACACCCCCGCUCCGGCCACCUCCGGCACCAAAGGACCGCCGGAGACGACCGGACCACGCCGCCUCAGCCCGAGCCGCCCGCAAGAACAGCCGGCCGAAGGAGCAGCCCGCCAGAUCUGGAUCGGACCACCCCAACCCCGACGCCGCCCACCCUGCGCAGGCACCCUCCACCGACCCCAGCAGCCCUCCACGCGCCGCCACCGUCGCCGGGACGCCGGCCGUCGUCGCGCCGCCGUGCCCUGCCCAGCGCCGCGCAUACACCCAAGGCGGUUGCCCCACACCAGCCAGCCCCGUGCGAAGGAAGAAGAAGGCCCGCCGGCGCCGGCGCUGGCCAGGUUUUGCCCGGCGGCGUGCUCCGGCGUCGGCGAGGGGAGGAGAUCGAGGGGGGGAGGGGCGGCGGCGGCGGGGGAAGGGUUACCGCUCGUGGGAGCGGGUCGGGCGAGUCGGGAGGAUAA
Aegilops tauschii subsp. strangulata is the source of this 588-nucleotide messenger RNA. NCBI's taxonomy places the organism in Eukaryota, Viridiplantae, Streptophyta, Magnoliopsida, Poales, Poaceae. The record is from RefSeq and is a predicted model, not a curated record.